Oryzias latipes (Japanese medaka) is the source of this 663-nucleotide messenger RNA. RefSeq names its product beta-galactoside-binding lectin-like. NCBI's taxonomy places the organism in Eukaryota, Metazoa, Chordata, Actinopteri, Beloniformes, Adrianichthyidae. The record is from RefSeq and is a predicted model, not a curated record. Gene Ontology annotation, molecular function: galactoside binding; carbohydrate binding; laminin binding.
GAAAAGCUUCCUGAUAAAAAGAGAACAUCCCUCUGUGAGAGCAUUGCAGAGCUUCAUUCCUGUCUUUUUCACUCGACCAGCAACAUCUCCCUGUAAAGAUGGCCCCUAAUAUGGUGAUCCAGAAUAUGCCCUUCAAAGUUGGACAGACCGUGGCUAUUGCGGGAACUAACACACCCAAUGCAGCCAAUUUCUCUGUGAAUUUUGGCCACAAUGAUGAGAACUAUGCCUUACACCUGAAUCCACGUUUUGAUGCCUGUGGACAGAGGAACACGAUUGUCUGUAACUCUUUGGAAAAAGGCUGCUGGAAGGAGGAAGUUUUUCCUGGGGGCUUUGCUUUCUUCAAAGGAGAGAACUUCAAGAUCAUCAUUAAACUGACCUGUGGAGGAUUUUUGAUUACCUUACCAGAUGGCUUUCAAUUCACUUUCCCCAACCGCCUGCAUUCAGAUGAAUACUCUUACUUCUGCUUUGUUGGUGAUGUUAGCAUUAGGAGCAUUCAGAUCUACUGAGCUACUGAGCUUCCAUCAUCAUAAAACUUAUUAGAAACCCAAAAAUGUCAACAGAAGUGUUAGGAUUCAAUGACCUCUAUAUCUGUAACGUUAUUUUAAACAAUAGAAUAUGAAAGCUACACAGGAUUUCCUUCAAUAAAUCUUUAAAAGUCUCUUA